UUCUGUUUUUGGGGGUUGAAUUGUGUAACAAUGGAAGGAAACGUGUGUGGUUCAUCAAUGGUGAAUAGGAUGAAGAAACUAUUGUGUUUGGUGUUUUUCCUUGUUUUUGUGAAUAGUAAGCCUGUUUUUGAAAUGGAGAAAGAAGACGUCACAUAUUAUACAUCUCACAAUAAGACUCUUAUUCUGAAGAUGUAUAUGAACUGGUGCCCUUAUUGUAAACGUUUUGCUCCAGUGUUUCAGCAAUUGGCUAAUUCCUUUGAUGAUAAACCUGAAGUUGUUCUGGGUCAAGUGGAUUGCCAGCUCAAUAAAAGACUGUGCAGUGAUUAUGUCGUGUAUGAAUAUCCCUCAGUUCGACUAGUCAAGCCAGGCGGAGAAAUGCUUGCCUAUAUGGAUAAGCUGAAUGCUACCCAAAUUAUGAGUUUCGUGUAUGGAAUGACAGGAAUCGGUUCUCCUGUAGCUCCUCCUGUCGACCUUCUCACAUACCUGUCUCCCGCGGAGAUUCCGGAUAAGAUAAAGGACAAUGGCCAUAUCAGUGUUAUCUAUGUGUGGCGUAACGGCGACGACAACACGCAAGGAGCCGAGAUCGCGCGUCACUUAGCGUGGAACUUCCUGGUAGAUCCUUUGGUGCAAUUCUACCAAACUCCGAUGUCGAGCGAUCUCCCCAGCUCCGUUCUGAAGGUGAUGUCCACUAACUUCCCUCAAUAUCUGGUGAUUUUCCAUGGGAAGGUCAGACGGUACGACGUGGAUCCGAGCGACAGCAAGGAGGAUCAGGAAGAAAUGCUGCUGGAUGUGCUGAAUAUGUAUGCGGGCACCUUCCUGACCAUCGACGGAAGCCAGUACUACCCGUCAGGAAGAGACCAGAAGAUGGAGAGCGCGUUGAAGCGAAUCAAGACAUGGGACAGCAAUGGACUGGCGAUGAUUCGAAGAGCGGUGGAGGAAUUGCUGCGGACGAAGACUGAGUUGAAGGAGAGGUACAACAAGGCGCUGGAUCUGCUGGAGAAGGACGGAAUGAAAGCGAUCUGGAAGAAAUGGCACCAGAACCGAAGAUUGGUGGAGCAGUUGGAGGACGAUGAUCCGAAGCUCGAGGAAGCGGAGAUGGAGUGCAUGGUACUGAGGUCGCUGACCAAGUAUUUGAAGAAGAAGAGUUUGGCAGGACCGGGGAAGGCAGCAGCGGGUGAAGCGAAGAAAGAGGAGGUGGAGAAGCCAAAGGAAGAGGCUCCAGAGGCUCCAGAGGCUCCAGAGGCUCCAGAGGCUCCAGAGGCUCCAGAGGCUCCAGAGGCUCCAGAGGCUCCAGAAGCGAUGAAAACGGACAUUCCUAAAGAGGAAGUGGUGGUCCAGGAGCAAGAGAGAGCUGAAACACCGAAGGAGGAAAAAAGCAGAGGAAAAGCAAGAAGAAGAAGAAGAGCUUUGAAUUAUCGCGAGGUGGGAACACAAAAGUCUUUUAGCAAAGCCAAUCCAAAGCCUCCUUACUGA
Molecule: messenger RNA, 1473 nt
Organism: Blastocystis hominis
Lineage: Eukaryota; Bigyra; Opalinata; Blastocystidae
Exons: 8
Coding region: 70-1473 (467 amino acids)
Biological process (GO): protein folding
Cellular component (GO): endoplasmic reticulum
Molecular function (GO): protein disulfide isomerase activity
Source: RefSeq, a predicted model, not a curated record